Molecule: messenger RNA, 429 nt
Organism: Microcebus murinus (gray mouse lemur)
Lineage: Eukaryota; Metazoa; Chordata; Mammalia; Primates; Cheirogaleidae
Source: RefSeq, a predicted model, not a curated record
AUGGCGAACAGUGGCGGCGCCGGGGCGGCGGCGCCGGCGGCGACGACGGCGGCGAACAUGAAUGCGGUGAGGGAGACCAUGGACGUUCUGCUUGAGAUUUCCAGAAUUUUGAAUACUGGCUUAGAUAUGGAAACUUUGUCUAUUUGUGUACGGCUUUGUGAACAAGGAAUUAACCCAGAAGCUUUAUCAUCGGUUGUUAAGGAGCUUCGCAAGGCUACUGAAGCACUAAAGGCUGCUGAAAAUAUGACAAGCUGACUUUCUGGAGAAAUUCUGAUGAGAUAUGUCAAGCUCUGCAGGAGGAUUUGAAGAUUGCUUUGUAGUCAAGAAUGUACAAUGAAAUUACUGCAUGCAUCAGUGUAGAAAAAUUUUCCUUUUUAUAAGAAUUAUAAAACCAUAGCUUUAUAAAUCAGUGGAAAGUGGCUUACAGAG